Chinchilla lanigera (long-tailed chinchilla) is the source of this 3310-nucleotide messenger RNA. It is a transcript of the gene Klhl28, whose product is annotated as kelch-like family member 28. Gene Ontology annotation, molecular function: protein binding. The transcript is spliced from 5 exons. The record is from RefSeq and is a predicted model, not a curated record. Lineage: Eukaryota; Metazoa; Chordata; Mammalia; Rodentia; Chinchillidae. The coding region runs from base 315 to 2030 and encodes 571 amino acids.
AUCUCUGUGUUAUAAUUGCGUUUUUUAAAAUAUCGAUUACAUUUUGUAUCCUUGAUGAAUACUUGGAAAAUCAGAAGUAUCCGUGGUGGAUAUUUCGGAAAUAAGACUUCACUGCUGUCAUGUGUCAUGCUAAUUAUCUUCUUUGGUUAUCUUGUGAAGUAGAACUCUCAUCCACUUAAGAUAUGCAGUAUUCUGUUUAUAUCUAUUACAAAUACAAGGCAGGGUUUUAAAAAAUAACAGUUUUAGUCUUUAUUCUAGGAGUCCUUUGUGUGCUGACUAAAAAAGCCUUUAUAUUUAAUCAUAGAUACAAACAGAUGGACCACACAUCCCCAACCUACAUGCUUGCUAACUUAACCCACUUACAUUCUGAGCAACUUCUGCAGGGCCUGAAUCUUCUUCGUCAGCAUCACGAACUCUGUGACGUCAUUCUUCGCGUAGGUGAUGUUAAAAUUCAUGCUCACAAAGUGGUACUUGCCAGCAUCAGCCCGUAUUUCAAAGCAAUGUUCACGGGAAAUCUCUCAGAAAAAGAGAACAGCGAGGUGGAGUUUCAGUGCAUUGAUGAGACUGCCCUCCAGGCCAUCGUGGAGUAUGCCUAUACAGGAACCGUUUUUAUUUCUCAGGACACAGUCGAAUCUCUUCUUCCAGCAGCAAACCUACUCCAAGUAAAGCUUGUCCUGAAGGAAUGCUGUGCAUUUCUUGAAAGCCAACUCGAUCCUGGUAACUGUAUUGGAAUUUCUCGUUUUGCAGAGACGUAUGGUUGUCACGACCUUUAUUUGGCGGCCACUAAAUACAUAUGCCAGAAUUUUGAAGCCGUUUGCCAGACAGAAGAGUUUUUUGAGCUUCCACAUGCUGAUUUGGAUGAAAUUGUUUCCAAUGACUGUCUGAAUGUAGCUACCGAAGAGACUGUUUUUUAUGCAUUGGAGUCUUGGAUCAAGUACGAUGUACAAGAGCGCCAGAAGUACUUAGCACAGCUACUAAACAGUGUACGGUUACCAUUGCUGAGUGUUAAGUUUCUCACUAGGCUGUAUGAAGCAAAUCAUCUUAUUCGCGAUGAUCGCACUUGUAAACAUCUUUUGAACGAGGCCCUAAAGUACCACUUUAUGCCUGAGCACAGACUUUCUCAUCAGACAAUCUUGGUAACGCGACCUCGCUGUGCCCCCAAAGUACUUUGUGCAGUAGGAGGAAAAUCUGGACUCUUUGCCUGUUUGGAUAGUGUGGAGAUGUACUUUCCUCAGAAUGACUCUUGGAUUGGUUUAGCACCCCUAAACAUUCCACGCUAUGAAUUCGGAAUAUGUGUGUUAGACCAAAAAGUGUACGUUAUAGGCGGUAUUGAAACUAAUGUGCGUCCUGGUGUCACCAUCAGAAAACAUGAAAAUUCAGUAGAAUGCUGGAACCCUGACACAAAUACCUGGACUUCGCUAGAGAGAAUGAAUGAGAGCCGAAGUACCCUGGGCGUCGUAGUACUUGCAGGAGAACUUUAUGCUUUAGGUGGCUAUGAUGGACAGUCUUACUUACAGUCUGUAGAGAAAUAUGUUCCCAAAAUAAGGAAAUGGCAACCUGUGGCUCCAAUGACUACAACCAGAAGUUGUUUCGCUGCGGCUGUACUGGAUGGAAUGAUCUAUGCCAUCGGAGGGUACGGGCCUGCCCACAUGAACAGUGUGGAGCGAUAUGAUCCAAGCAAGGACUCCUGGGAGAUGGUUGCUUCCAUGGCGGAUAAAAGGAUUCACUUUGGUGUGGGCGUUAUGUUAGGCUUUAUUUUUGUCGUGGGCGGACAUAAUGGUGUCUCACAUUUGUCAAGCAUUGAAAGAUACGACCCUCAUCAAAAUCAGUGGACUGUGUGUAGACCAAUGAAAGAACCCAGAACAGGAGUUGGUGCUGCAGUAAUUGAUAACUACCUGUAUGUAGUUGGUGGUCACUCAGGGUCUUCCUAUCUGAACACAGUGCAGAAAUAUGACCCUAUCUCAGACACUUGGGUGGAUUCAGCAGGCAUGAUCUACUGUCGCUGCAAUUUUGGACUGACUGCACUCUGACACGUGUGAAUGCCUGGCCAUAGCAUGGUGGUGAAACUUGGCCACGUGAAAGGAUGCCCAGUUUUCUAAAAGCUGCAUUGCUUCUUUGUAACUGCAAGUGGCAUGAAGACUCACAGUUUGUGGGAUACUUUGAAUUGACUAGUUUUGGUUGCUCUUGAUUAUGCAGUAAAUCCAUCAUAAAAAAAACAAGACCUUGCCAAUUGAGUUGUGCAUUUUUCCCCUCAAAACUGGGAUAGUUCUUAAACAUACAUAUGGAGAAAACCUUGCUGCUUUUUGUCUUUCUUUUCAUUUCAGCUCUCCUUCCUUGACAUGUAUGUAUUAUGAGUUAUAGGGAUGAGAGAGGCUUUAGAACUCUGAAGUAUGUUGAAUGACUGGACAGAUUGCUUAUACUGCUUGUCACAUAUAAAUUCUUACGCUUUAUGUGUCUUAAAACAAAGGGCUGCUUUUACUUCUGGUACUUUUAAAGAUUGUAAAUAAUGUGCCCUGGUGAGUCAUCUGUAUCUUCUUUCUGCUAAAUGGUUUUAGGACUGGUGGUAUAAGUUUGUAAGACAGUUGCUUUUAUUAUCAUAUUUGGAACCCUAUUUUAAGAAGUCAGCUACUUACUGUUUAUGCCUUUUAUUUUAUUUUAUUUUAUUUUAUUUUUUUUUGGUUUUUCUCCGGCACUGGGAACUGAACUCACAACCUUGCGCUUGCCAGGCAGGCACUUUGCCGCUGAGCUAAAUCCCUAGCCCCAGGCCUUUUAUAUAUAUGGGCAGGUUAAUGCUGGACAGAUUUAGUUACUCAUCUAUGCUAUGAUAAGCAUGAAUAGAAGGAGUUAAUCAGAGCAGGUAUUUCAGUUUUUUCUUAGCAGUACAGCAAGCUUCCCAGUGUUGAUGUAAAUAUUUGUAGUAUUUAGUACUUUAGUGCAUAUUAAUUUUUUCAUAUUCCCUCAUAAUAAUUUUCAUUUCAAGGUCUUUGCUUUUUCAAAGUGUUCAAAUAUAAAAAUGGUGCUAACUGUAGGAUCGAUAACAGAUUAUAACCAAUAUUCUUUUGGAUGCUUAAGAUAUGCAUGACAUAUUUUGAUGGUCCUUUUCAUUUUUACUGGCUUGAUUCAUUCGUGCUUAUAAUAGUGAGUACAUCAACAUUAACAUCCAAAACUCAUCUAAAUGGUCUGUGUUAUGCUUUUCAUGGUUCCUGAAUAGUGGUUUAAAGAAAGAUACAUUUUUAUCUUUCUUCUUGUGCUAGAUAUUACAUGUCCUUCUUAAAAACAAAUAUAUGCAUUAAAUAUAAGACACUAAACA